AUGGCCGUGGAAAUCUCCGCAGAAGCGAAUUUCAAUCAAGUGGAACAACAAAAGUCAAUAACGAAUACGGAAAGCACCGAGAAUCUGGAUCUUCCACGUCCGAUCAGCACAGUUCUACCGGAUCAUAAUGUAACCGAGCCCGAUGCCUUCAUGAUAUCACCGCGACGACAUAAAACACGCCGAAAAGGUACCACGUCUGCAAGCAAUUCGCAUCGGAGCAAGCCGAAAAAACGAAAAAAUGUCAUGCAGAUGGCAUUGCAGGUAGCCGCCCGGAAAGGACUGGAAGCGAUGAUCGAGCUGUACGAUCGUGCUGAACCAAAUCUGCUGAAACGAGGAGCCAUUUUGGAUACGAAUGAUCCGGGAGCAUUGUUGGCACAGUUCAGUGCUUCCAACCAAACGGAAAUGGAUGCCAAAGCUGCGUAUGCAACACUUGUCGCUGCAAAAACAUUCAAGGAAAGCACCAACGUCGAGUACGUUGCCAUCGGUCGACAAGCGCCGCCGAAAAUUUCACUGAAGAAAACACCGCUCGAGAAGUUGUGUCCCUCGCGGGAAUCGCCACGCUGUGUGCCAGCCAGCCUGCGCUAUAGAACGCACGAUGGAACGUGCAAUAACGCCCGCAGGCCACGCUGGGGAUCGGCACAGAUGCCCUUUCAUCGGUUCCUGGCUCCCGAGUAUCAAGAUGGUGUUGAAGGAAUACGUCGAUCCGUUACUGGUGCAACAUUACCAUCGGCCAGAUUCGUCAGCCUCGUGGUGCACGGUUCCCGCAACGAAGAAGCACCGGUGACGAUGAUGUUGGCCCUGUGGGGACAGCUAAUUGACCACGACAUCACAGCCACGGCCCAGCCGCGCAGCAUCAACGGUUCAACGCCCCGCUGCUGCAACGGAGGCGAAGAAAGCACCCAUCCCUCCUGUUUGCCGAUCAAAGUUCCACACGACGACCCUUGGCUGUCUCAUCUCGGGGUGCGCUGUUUGGAGUUUCUCCGGUCAGCACCGGCGCAACGACGCGACUGUCUGCUCUCGUGGCGGGAACAAACAAACCAGGCCACCUCCUUCCUGGACGCAUCACCGAUCUACUCGAGCAACCCGCGAUCGUCGGACAAUGCGCGGAUCUUUCGCAACGGCAUGCUGCUGUUUGGACGUGGUCCACCACACGAGGACGUCUGCUUUCGGGCGGCCCUAGCGAACCAGUGCAUUCGGCCCGGUGACAGUCGCAGUGGUGAGCAACCGGGACUGCUUAUGAUGCAUAUGAUAUGGGUGAACGAACACAACCAGAUCGCAACGCGCCUCUCAGACAUAAACCCCCACUGGAGCGAUGAGAAGGUGUACCAGGAAACGCGACGCAUCGUAGGCGCACUUUUCCAACACAUUACGUACCGAGAGUUUUUGCCGCUGGUGCUGGGCAAGGAGGUGUGCCGACUGUUCGACUUGGAGCUAGAAACGAGCGGCUACUACCGGAACUAUGACGCUAACGUUAACCCUACCAUAGCCAACGAGUUCUCGGCCGCUGCAUUCCGUUUCGGACAUUCGCUCAUUCAGAACACGUACAUGCGAGCGGACCGGCAUCACCGUUUCAUCGCAAACAAUGUCAGCCUGCACGAGGACACGUCUGAAGGUGAUUUCGGAGGUCCGGGCUCGUUGCACCGGUUGCUGCGUGGUAUGGUCAACCAGCGAGCACUGAAGCGCGACGAGUUCAUCACGGCAGAGCUGACAAAUCAUCUGUUCCAAACGAAAAGUUUUCCGUUCGGGCUCGAUUUGGCUGCGAUCAACAUUCAGCGUGGUCGUGAUCAUGGACUUCCAGCGUACGUCAACUGGCGUGGUCCGUGUGGUCUGUCGUCAGUGAAAGAUUGGUCCGAUGUGGAGCGCAUCAUGGGUCCAGCAUCAGCGAAUCGUUUACAGAAAGCCUAUCGUACCGUUGAUGACAUUGACUUGUUUGUCGGUGGUCUAGCUGAACGUCCGGUGGUGGGUGGAAUCGUGGGGCCUACGUUCUCGUGCAUCAUUGCUCAACAGUUCAGCAAUUUGCGAAAAGGUGAUCGGUUUUGGUACGAAAAUCCGGGUUUCGAAUCAUCAUUUACGCCUGCCCAGCUGGAAUCGAUUCGGCAGGUAGCUUUCUCGCAAGUACUUUGUCGUGCACUGGGUGGUGGCGGAACACUGCAACCGUUCGUGUUUCUUCCAUCGGACUUUGGCCAGAACGAAAGACUUCCGUGUGAAUCGAGACUUAUGGCACCCGUCGACUUGACGCCGUGGAAAGAACGGGACCCAUUCAACAACGACACCGGAGACGAAGACGAGGACGAGGAAGCCGACCGAGACACAGCACAAUCUUCGACAUUUUCUUCAACAACAAGCACUACGCGACGUCCCUCCUUGGUACUAGAGACUUCAAGUAACGUCAUCAACAAAGUGGACCUCAUAACGAACGGCAACACUGGUGUGCAACCGAACCGACAGAGACCACAGUCGUCGACAUUGACCGUUGGACCAACAGUUAUUAUCAGCAACAAAGUAGACUUGACACCGACGUCUAGCAGACCGCUGCCCAGUGGGCAAUCUGCGACCGCGACGAUUAUAGAUCACAAACUGGACCUUAAGGUGACUACAAAACCUACUCAGAAACGCAAACCUACCCGCAAAACUACCACCAAGAAACGACCUACACCGUCAGCUACCAGACCACUAGUAAGCAAUAACUUGGACUUCUCCGCAUCACGUACCGCAAACGGCACAGUUACCUCGAACGAAGACUCAACCGACCGACAGAAACUUGUACGCACGAGACGGGCAUCGAGCAAAGCCAGGGAUCGGGACGCACGUUACGGGUACUACCAAACAUCUUCCCCACCGCCUGAUUACAAUGACUACGACGAGGAUUAUAAUACGGACUAUGAUCCACCUCCUCCGUACUUUGCCUAUGGCUAUCAUCGACCAACUGCUACAACGACUACAACGCAAUCACCACCGUACGGGUAUUAUCCUCCAUAUGGGGGAGGAUAUUACACCCCCCAACCGACGCCACCACCUCCUCCUCCUCCACCAAACCCAUACUUCGACACCCGAAGACCGAUACGUACAACGACACCACGACGUAGACUCUCGGACAAACUUACCCUGAACGCCGACCUACCGUCACAACACGCGACGCAGCGACCGCGGACAUCGACGUUUAGACCACCGACCGACACUAACUUUCACAAGACACCUUCCAAUAAACCAUUCAAACAACCUUCUCUCGCACAAACUUCUGUCUUCUCUGUAGACUUCAAAAACCUUCCCGCUGGAAGUCGUAGCCUAUCCACUAACAGUAAUAGAACUUUGCUUCCUAUUAUCUCUGCUACAACUACUACUAGUAACACUACUUCCGUCUCCAAUGAAUCGUCUGUCGCUCUGACAGCUACUCGGUCUGCUUUUCCUACUUCCGGGGAUCUUCCUAUGAAACUUUCGGAGUCUUUCUCUGUCUACGACUACGGCAAUGACUACGACGAUACCGUGCCGCAUCCUAGUCGACAUACAGUAACGAACGCGGACACAGAGGGUGACCGACUGCAGGUACUUCCGCUAGACGAACACGACGGCUACCUGCGACCGGAACAAACACAUUAUGAACCACUUGUACGCCAAUCCGUAAUCAGUGCGGAUCAGACCUAUCGAGACUAUUGGACGAAGGAAGGAACGAACACUAGACACUAUACGGACUACUUGACUGCAGGAAGUUUGCGACCUCUGCACCAGGACCUAAGACAAGAUCACAGAUACGCACCUGGACAUGACAAACAGCUACUACUAGAUGACUACUCGGACAAGUUCGUUGGACUAUUACUAAACGGCGAAAAACGCGACGAUACGACUCGAGACAAAAACGAUCAACCGACAGUGACCUUACGGAACAGCAAUAGAUCGAGAAUGAUUGACUCCGACAAGACGCAUAAAGACGCGCGCUACUUAACUGAACAACGUUCUAUCCGAGAUGACAUAAGCAAAGACAGAACAUCGGUAACCAAACUCAAAAACAAGCGACCGAUCAACAAUAGACCGAAGACGUCCACCAAAAAACCGAGUGCUAUUUCUUUGGUACCGUUUGUACUACUAACCAGCAUCGACAGACCGGACAAUUGGGUAAUGUACCAUUCCAAACCAUCCAAACAUCGAAAACCGCCGGUAACAGUGCCACUGCUAAAGAGUGAUACAAUUUCGCUCAGCGAGUUGCCAAAACCGAUUGCCGAUCCGGACUGA
Molecule: messenger RNA, 4227 nt
Organism: Anopheles marshallii
Lineage: Eukaryota; Metazoa; Arthropoda; Insecta; Diptera; Culicidae
Exons: 7
Coding region: 1-4227 (1408 amino acids)
Biological process (GO): response to oxidative stress
Molecular function (GO): peroxidase activity; heme binding
Source: RefSeq, a predicted model, not a curated record